Phoenix dactylifera (date palm) is the source of this 586-nucleotide messenger RNA. RefSeq names its product CST complex subunit STN1. The record is from RefSeq and is a predicted model, not a curated record. NCBI's taxonomy places the organism in Eukaryota, Viridiplantae, Streptophyta, Magnoliopsida, Arecales, Arecaceae. Gene Ontology annotation, molecular function: nucleic acid binding.
AUGGAUCCAAUCCAAAUUGUUCAUGUGAAGCUUAUGGCUUCUGAUCUCCUCUCCUUAACUGUCUGGCCCUCAAACCCUCCCUACUUCACCCGGAAGGGCAGGCCUAUAUCUUGUGCUGAAACUGUAGGCAUGGUGGUGAGCCGUGAGCACAAGAAUAAAUUUCUAAGGUUCCUGGUGGACGAUGGGAGUGGGUGCAUCCCUUGCAUCCUCUGGCUCAAUUACCACUACCCCACUUCCCAUGGUGGUUCAUCUAAUCUCGAACUUAUGGCCGAGAUGACACUGAAGCAAUCUGAGAUAGUUCAGCUGGGGGAGCUAGUUAGAGUGGGGAGAAUCACCAUCUAUAGGGGGAUGCUACAGAUUACAGUGAGGGAUGUGGUGGUGGAGAGGGAUCCAAAUGCAGAGGUGCUACACUGGUUGGAUUGCAUCAGGUUAUCCAAACAGUGCUAUGACUUGCUGCCUGCUGCUGCUCUUCCUGGAUAUGUUCUAAAAUUUUUCUACUUUGAUAUUCUUCCAUCAACUCCUACAAAGGCAUUUGAUUAUUCUUUUCCCAAAUUUGUAGGUUAGUUGCAUGGUGCUCUUCAAAGCA